Messenger RNA from Juglans microcarpa x Juglans regia, 1703 nucleotides. RefSeq lists its product as uncharacterized. Lineage: Eukaryota; Viridiplantae; Streptophyta; Magnoliopsida; Fagales; Juglandaceae. The coding region runs from base 177 to 1424 and encodes 415 amino acids. The transcript has a single exon. The record is from RefSeq and is a predicted model, not a curated record.
UCUAAAAACAAUUACCGAUCGAUGCGAAUGCUACCCUGUGGAUUGAGAUAUCGUCCCAGCUUGAGCUCUGAAGAUAUGAUAAUGGCGAGCACACAAAGAGGAGGAGAAAGCCAAAUAUCGCUCUGACUUCUUUCUCUUUCUCUAACGGAGAGCAGAGGAAGAGCAUAUAAUGAACCAUGAAUCUUCUCGUCACGGCAAUGGACAAUCUCCCUUCACUUUUCCUCCACAGGCCUACCUUCCCUUCAUCCCAAUCUCACUUCCUUAGCUUCCCCAUCGUUUCAAUACCUCCUUCCUCCCAAUCUAUAGCCCCACGUCUGUGGAGAACGAGACGCUUCGCCUCCAACGGGGUCGUAUCCUCGGCGGCCUCAGAAAUCGACAUGGUCAAGAACAGGCAUGGGGUCUAUACGCCAAAGCAGAAGAAGGUUGUGGUUCUGUGGGACCUCGAUAACAAGCCCCCGCGGGGCCCGCCGUACCAGGCUGCCAUGGCGCUGAAGCAGGUGGCCCAAAGGUUCGGCGAUGUGAUUGACUUCGCGGCCUACGCCAACCGCCACGCCUUCAUCCAUUUGCCCCAGUGGGUACUCGAGCAACGGCGUGAGCGCAAGCAGUUGGACAUUUUGGAACGCAAGGGUCUGGCUAUCCAGUCCGAACCCUACAUCUGUGGUGUCUGCGGCCGCAAGUGUAAGACCAAUCUCGACCUCAAGAAGCACUUCAAGCAGCUCCACGAGCGGGAGCGCCAGAAGAAGCUGAACCGGAUGAGGUCGCUGAAGGGAAAGAAGCGGCAGCGUUACAAGGAGAGAUUCGUGUCCGGUAAUCACAAGUACAACGAGGCAGAGAGGUCGUUGAUUACGCCGAAGCUUGGGUACGGGUUGGCAUCGGAGCUGAGGCGCGCCGGAGUGUUUGUAAAGACAGUGGAGGACAAGCCUCAGGCGGCGGAUUGGGCGGUGAAGAGGCAAAUGCAACACUCGAUGAGCCGAGGGGUUGAUUGGUUAUUUCUAGUAUCGGACGAUUCGGAUUUCUCGGAGAUGUUGAGGAGGGCGAGGGACGCGAAUUUGGGGACGGUGGUGGUGGGGGAUUGGGAUAGGGCAUUGGGUAGGCAUGCGGAUUUGUGGUUCCCGUGGAUUCAGGUGGAGAAUGGGGAGGUGUCGGAGGAGGAUUUGGUGCCGAAGAGUCAAAGGAGGAGGGAGGAGGAUGAGCUGUUCUCUGUUACUAGUUUGGAUGACAAUGUUGCUAAUGAGAGCCAUUUUUUGGACGAUGUAGUGGAUGAACUUGUUGCAGCGAGGACCAGCAUUAAUGGUGUAAAGAUUUCUGCUUUUUCUGAAGUGGUAGAGGAGGAGGUAGAGAGAGGGGGGCAAUGGGAAACAGAGGAAGAGAACCUGGAGAAUUUGUUGUGGGAUAGUGAAGAUGAGGAGGAUGAGUAUUACUGAUAUAGCCAUUCUUGGUUUGAGUUAUACAAGGCAUUUAUGAGCCAUUUAAUUCUUUUAUGGAACCAGUAUGUUUUGCUUAAAGUAGAAGAAUUAGGCAUAGGUAAUGGUGGGAAGAUAUUGAAAACGGAAGCACCUAAUAUGCAGUUAACUGGUUUGGGAGUAUACAGUGUUAAUAGGUUGACCUUUGCCUAAAAAUUACGACAAUGUUUCACUUAUGGGAUAUUUUGGCUGUUCGCUUUGAAGGAGCUUAAGGUUGUAAUUGAAUGUUUCUUUCAUCAA